AGUGUGGAGGACGUGAGGAAGGAGCGAUCGGAUGACGCUUGCUGCACGCACUGUCCAGAGGCAAACAGUCCCAACAGCAUCUCGGGCUUUCUUCACGCAUCAUCAACGUCACCCAACAUCACUUUGACAUCGCAGGUCCCGCGGAAGCCAUUCCGAACAUCUUCUCAGGACCUCUCGACGCAGCCUGGAACUCCCAUGGUGAUGCUGCCAUCCCCGUGUCAGCCGCGAUAUCCUGACGAGGAUGAACUUGCGAUCCUCAACCACGCAGAGACCUGUCAAGAACACAUCCAUCUUCGGCACCGCCGAUUGACGACUCUCCAACGGCUAUCUCAUUGUCAAUCACAACCACUCGAGAGGUGCUGGCCCGCGGACAAGGCUCCAAGGAAGCCAGCAGCUUCAGCCAAUGUGUCAACUCAAUCUCGGCGAGACGUCGGGCGAGGACCUCGCGAUGUGUCGCAGCGUGGUCUAUCAAGACGACAUUCGAUGCCAAAGCAUGCCGCCUUGCCGCCUUGUCGCGAUACCUGUUCACGGACCGCAGAUCGCCGUCUGCGGCAGACCCUCCGAAUCCUGCGACUGUCAGCUGACCGGCUCCCGUUCCACCACAUCAGAACACCUCAAUCAGAUGCGCUGCGCAGCAUUGUGUGUCCGACGCAGAGCACUGCCAUGCUACUCGCCACCAACAAUUCCCGGUCUCAUGGCAAACCCAUUGACUUAAGUAGAAGACAUGAGCCCCUCGACAGUCGAUGCCAGGGGUCGACCAACAGGCAGCCGGUUAGGAGAUUUUGUGCGGCUAAAAUGACAGGAGGAUGAAUUUCGCCUUACCCGCCACCCCGUUCAACCUAAUUUUUGGGACAAGAGACCGGUUUGCCGGGGCGCAAUCGUGCAAUCGUGCGGGUAGCUCGACGCUUGACAUGGCGUCUUCCCUCUCCCGCUCUCCACUGCCAGGGCGAUCAACCAGCCUGCGCUUCCUUCGAGGUGUCCAGCCCCUGCGCCUACAUCGUCCCAUCGCCAACCCGUUGCGAGACUUGUUCCAGAAUGCCGCCACCUGAGUGGACGGGUGCCAUGGGUGCGUCCCGCCAAGUGGCUUGCGGCUGGAGUCUUGGGUCUACUUUCCCAAGAGCACUUCGCGCUGGUGCCCGAAAUAAGCGCCAAAAGUCAGCCCUGCUGCACCGCGCCAAAC
Molecule: messenger RNA, 1180 nt
Organism: Colletotrichum acutatum
Lineage: Eukaryota; Fungi; Ascomycota; Sordariomycetes; Glomerellales; Glomerellaceae
Exons: 1
Coding region: 196-810 (204 amino acids)
Source: RefSeq, a predicted model, not a curated record